Blepharisma stoltei is the source of this 1183-nucleotide messenger RNA. Lineage: Eukaryota; Ciliophora; Heterotrichea; Heterotrichida; Blepharismidae. The record is from the annotation of a GenBank genome assembly.
AUGGAGAUUAUAUUGCUGAGCUUCCUGAUAACAAAUGUGCUUGCAUUAUGCUCGUUUACUCAGCACUGCUCACAGCCUCCUUAUAUAUGUGAAGCACCAGUGGCUCUUAAUCCUCAUAUUCCGCCGUUUAAAGAGAACUUUACAGCUCCAUAUGCAUGCCCCACAUUCUUAGGCCAAGAUGUAAAGCUUGAUCACUGCUUUGGAUCAAAUUUGGCUGAGGUCUGGAGGUAUCAGAUGGGGAGCUAACGACACCAACUUUUGCUUGCAAAGUCAACUCAUAGAUGGUAAAUCUCCAAUAGCAAGAGGAAUUGCCAUCUGGGAAUUGACUUUGCCAGUAAAUGUUGGCUAAUCAACUCCCAUCGGACGUCUCCCUGACAUCCAAAGCAGGGAUCAGGCUAUAUGCUGCAAUGAUGACCAAAAUUCAGCUAUGAAUUAUUUUUUUUAUUUUUUUUUAAUUUUUUUCUGCUAAAACUGAUUUUUUAUUUAAAAAAUUUUAGCUAUGAAUUAUAAGUUUUUUUUAUUGGAUGAGACAUUUGGACAUUCUGUCGGAGGGUGCGAUAUAUGCGCUGCUAAUAUGAAAUACAUGUGGUGUCAAUUCACAUGCAAUCCUAAUCAAGCACAAUUUGUACAAGCUGGAAUUAAUGAAUUUGUUCCAAACCCUGUGGACCCACAACAAAAGAUAUGGACUAUGCUGUCGAAUUUUACUGUAACGAACUCGUUGGCUUGCGAAAUUUAUCAGUCCUGCCAGAAAUGUCCUUAUGUUACACAGGUCUCGGCAAUGCAAAGUCCUGAAGGAUUUUUGCAGUUCCAAGGGUAUGAAGGUAUUUCUAUAGGGCUUGUGUGGACGACUUUUCAGUUUUCAGAUGGGCCAGAAGCUUUAGAUUUGACAUUUUUCCCAUGUAAUUCUAAUGUGACAAGUGUAUGGGGAUAUCCAAUACAGCCAUGCACCUGCAAUACAUGCUUGAAUUCUUGUGCUGCAAGCUAUUACGUCUCUUCCCCCACAACUUUAGAAGGGCUUGAUUGGCCUGUAGUCGGAAUCGCCUAUCUUGUAAUUCUUGGUGUCUCAAUGAUCAUAUUUUUCUCAAAGUUUGCUUGGAAAAAGCAUCUAGAGAAAAAAAUGCGAGAUAUCCAGCCUUAUGUAGCCCAUGAUCCUGCAGACAGCAUAAGUAGUUUAACUUCGUAA